UUUACAAGCAAGGAUUGCUCUUAAAAAAACACAGGAAGAAAAUAAGAGAAGCACUUCCUCUCGUUUUGUCUUCCAAAAUGUCCAUGGCAGACUCCUCCAAACCACCCUCCAAACGCCUUCUUUUCGAUCGUCGUUACGGUUGGGUAAUUGAUGAAUGGAAAGACCCAUCAGAAGAAGCUCUAGCCGGAGGCCGAGGAAUGUUUUGCAUACUGCCUCUAACAAAAGCUUUGACGAAGACGGUUUCUCAGUCGAUUAGUCUUGCAGCGAGCUCUGCAGUGAAAGCUAUGGAAAGGACUGAACUGGUAUUGCCUCAGGUAGUGCAAGAUGGUCUGAAUAAUGGGCUUCACAAGUUCAUGUCCUCGUUACAGAAUCCUGAAUUCAGCUGUUUCCUCCCUCAAGGGAAAUUUGCAAUCACCUGCUACCAGUCGCUCUUCUCAUCUACAUAUGGAAAGAAAAGCAGUGAAUCACAAAUGGCUUGAAAGAAAUUAGAUUUGACCAAUUUCUUUCACAUGAAUAUUUAUCCUUCAUUACUUCAGGUUUAUGUAUAUGGAUUUUUGAGGCUGUAGCAACCAAAUUUUACAGCAAACUAGAUGAACCUUGAUCGAAUGUGUAGGAUAGGUGGGAGGUGGUGACACACAACGACCAAUCCUGAAAGACCACUCUUUCGUCUAAGGAUCUAUGAUUAUAAUGAAUUAGUUAGUGUUUGGAUUGACUUAUGAAUGUUUUUACUGUCUCCUGGAUUAUAAUUGCGUUGGAGAGUUGCAUUUCUAAAUUUAAAUGUCAAAUUUCUGCUGGA
This is a messenger RNA of Alnus glutinosa, 796 nucleotides long. RefSeq lists its product as uncharacterized. Bases 78 to 479 code for a protein of 133 amino acids. Lineage: Eukaryota; Viridiplantae; Streptophyta; Magnoliopsida; Fagales; Betulaceae. The record is from RefSeq and is a predicted model, not a curated record. The transcript has 4 exons.